CCAAUCACGUGCCCCAAGGAAGCCCCAUCUCAAUCCCAUCAAGCUUCCCCACAACUCCGCCGCAGCCAUUCCUUCGAGUCCCACCUCUUCUGCGAGCCAUCCGCAUGUGCAUUUUGUGAGCGUUCUAGCGUUUUGGAUUUUUGGGAAAGGUUCUGGCGUUUUGCUCUUGCUCGUCCCCCAUUUGGCACCAAUUGAUUGAUUCAACAGCCCAAUUGAGUGAUUGAUCAAUCACUUCACCAUGUUUCUCUUCCGUCGCGCCCCUACCCGAAUCAUUCCCCAACUCGCUGCGUUGCAAAGACAAAGACGCAAUUUGGGCAGUGUGAGCGCCAUUGAUUCCGCCAUUUUCAGGACUCUUUUUGGUACCGAGGAGAUCCGCAAAGUUUUUGACGAUAAAGCAUACCUCAAUCGCUGCGUCGAUGCUGAAACAGCCCUGGCGCGAGCACAAUCCAAGUGUAAUGUCAUUCCGUCACAUAUUGGCGAACUGGUAACCACAAAAUCGCAAGGCGCCGAGUUGGAUUACGAGAGGUUGCGUCAAGAAACAGAGAUCGUGGGCUACCCCAUCUUCCCGCUCGUGCGACAGCUGUCCGCGCUCGUUGGGGAAGAUGCCGGUCGCUACGUACACUGGGGAGCAACGACUCAGGACAUUAUGGAUUUGGCAAGUGUUUUACAGAUGAAGGAAGGGUUGGAAAUCGUCGAACGAACGCUUCGCUCGGUCAUCAAAAACCUCGAAACCCUGUCACAGAAACACCGCGAUACUCCAAUGGCUGGCCGUACCCACCUGCAACAUGCAUUGCCCAUCACUUUCGGCCACAAAUGCGCCAUCUGGCUAUCUGGGUUCCAGCGCCAUCUAGAACGCCUGGAGCAGCUCAAGUCUCGCACGCUGAUGGUGCAGUUUGGCGGCGCAGCUGGCUCGCUUGCCUCACUGGGUUCUGGCGACGAUGGUAUAAGAGUACGCAAGGAGAUGGCCAAAGACUUGGGUCUGACCGAUCCCCCCAUUACGUGGCAUGUUGCUCGCGAUGGUGUCGCUGAGAUCACAAACUUCCUUGCUCUCGUUGGUGGAAGUCUCGGUAAAAUUGCACUUGACAUCAUCAUUAUGUCGUCAAACGAGCUCUCUGAGGUUUCGGAGCCUUUUGUGCCUCACCGGGGAGCUUCAUCGACAAUGCCGCAGAAGCGUAAUCCCAUUUCCAGCGAGGUGAUUCUCGCAGCAUCAAAGAUCUUGAGAUCCAACGCUGGUCUGGUCCUCGAUGGCAUGGUCUCGGAUUUCGAACGAGCGUCAGGCCCGUGGCAUUUGGAGUGGGUGGCGGUUCCAGAAAGCUUUGUCAUUGCUGUUGGUGCUCUUUACCAGGCCGACUUCGCUCUGUCAGGAUUGGUGGUGAACUCCAAAGCAAUGCUGAACAACCUCUACUCUACCAGGGGUCUUAUUGUAGCCGAGGCCGUGAUGAUGGGACUGGCUCCACAUGUGGGACGACAAAAGGCCCAUGAUGUGGUAUAUGAAGCCUGCAAAGAGAGCAUCGAGAACGAUACCAGUUUGCUCGAAGCUCUUCAGACACGGGAGGAGAUUACCAGCAAAAUUUCCAACGAGCAGCUCAGCGGGCUGUGCGACGCGAAGAAUUACCUGGGAUCAUGUGGCUUAAUGGUGGACGAAGUUCUUUCAAGGUCUUCAUAG
Messenger RNA from Periconia digitata, 1666 nucleotides. NCBI's taxonomy places the organism in Eukaryota, Fungi, Ascomycota, Dothideomycetes, Pleosporales, Periconiaceae. The record is from the annotation of a GenBank genome assembly.